Messenger RNA from Babesia bigemina, 1974 nucleotides. RefSeq names its product phosphatidylglycerophosphate synthase, putative. The record is from RefSeq and is a predicted model, not a curated record. NCBI's taxonomy places the organism in Eukaryota, Apicomplexa, Aconoidasida, Piroplasmida, Babesiidae. Gene Ontology annotation, molecular function: CDP-diacylglycerol-glycerol-3-phosphate 3-phosphatidyltransferase activity. Gene Ontology annotation, cellular component: mitochondrion. Gene Ontology annotation, biological process: cardiolipin biosynthetic process. The coding region runs from base 1 to 1974 and encodes 657 amino acids. The transcript has a single exon.
AUGGCGGACGACACGUAUUUGGUCUGUUCGGUGCCGCCGGAGAACGUCAGAUUCCUCGCCAGCCCCGAUGAGUUCUACCGUACGCUCUGCAAGGGCUACGAGUCGGCGCAGAAACGUGUCGUCCUUGCAUGUUUGUACGUCGGAUGCGGGGAGUUGGAGGAGCAGCUCAUCCGCUCCAUAGUGACGGCCAAGCAGCGCAACGACGACCUCACUGUGGAUGUCCUGGUCGACAAAACUCGCACAUCUCGUGUCGGAAGCUCGGGAAAGAUCGUCAGCCCGUUGACCCAGCUGCAACCGUAUUUGGCGCCGGGCCACCAAACGAAGGUAUCACUGCUACACAACCCGUUGCUGGGUCGGCUCUGCAGCAAGGUCAUCAAGUCCCCGUAUUGCGAGGCGUUUGGGACCAUGCACAUUAAGGUGUUCAUUGCCGACGACCAGUGCAUUAUCACGGGGGCGAAUGCUGGGCGCGACUACUUCUGCGACCGGUACGACCGGUACAUGGUUGUCCGCGACCCGCUGUUCGCCGACCUCAUGCACACCAUCGUACGGACGUUCCAGACGGCGAGCUUCGAACUCACUGAGAACCUCACCGUCGAGUGGCACUCGGACUUCGUCAACCCGCUGGAGGACAACCUGCUGUACCGGAAGCAGCUGUACAUCCGCACAGCCCACAUGGUGAACAAGUGCCGGGAGAUAUUGGAGAAGAACCGGUUCCACGGGCACGUGGAUGCCAACGGUGACGUGCAACCACAUCCGGCGGAUUGUUACACGUCGAAUCGUUCCUAUCGUGACUGCAGCCCACUUUCAGCAAAUAGCAGUUACCCAGAGGGGUGCUGUGAUGACGAGGUGGACUUGGGGAUAUCGGACCAAGAAUCGCAGGAUGAUCCCAACUCGCCACACGCGACUUGGCGGAAGCGGACCAGCAGCGAGAGAUCCUCUCUGGAGGGCAGACCAGAUCUGGCGGCUCAACAGCGACGCGUCACUGGCCUUCGUGGAGAAGAUGACCAGGCACAAAAAUCGCAAAACACGGAUUCAAGCCCUGACCAGGCUGUCAGGACGAAAAUUCCGAAGACAGGUGGCGCUGUAGAUGCAAAAACCAAUACAGGUUCGGAUUACAUCUCCGUCGGGAGGACCAACAAGGAGUCGCCGCAUUCACGCGGUGAACGUGGCCGGUGCGGUCUAUCGUACAUUCUGCCCGACGGUGCCACCACGGAUGGUAGUGCAGAAGAGCUUGAAACAGAGCAAAAUGGUGAAAAGGAGGGUGAAUACUACUGCCACAUCAAGAUUUGCGUGCAACUUCCGUUCACGGACCCUCCGUUCAUGCAGGGUGCGACCAUGCUGGAGAACUGGCUGCUGCAAUACACGAGAGCGGGUUACUCGGCGCUCAUCGCCACGGCCUACAUGAACUUCACGGAGCGCUACAUGGAGAUGUUCAAAGAGAUUUUGGAGAUCGGCAAGACCAGAGGAAAACGCCACCCGUUGCAAGUGGUGACUUCCAGCCCCUACGCCAACUCGUUCUACCGCGACGGGUCACUCAAGAGAAACAUAGCCCUGUUCUACAGCACGGCCGCUACGUGGCUUUUCAAGGCCCUUCGUGACGAGGAAGGCUACCCCGAAGAUAUUUACAUGGAGUACAACAGACCCAACCACACGUUCCACGCCAAGGGGAUAUGGGUGCUCAAGGACCGCAUUCCAGUGGACGUGGCGCACAGAUCGGAGGAAGAGUUCGACGCCGCCGUUGAGCCGCCGUGCGCUACGGUGAUCGGGAGCUCUAACUACGGCAGGCGGUCCUAUGGCAAGGAUCUCGAGAUCACCUUCCUGGUCGAGACCAACUCGCCCCAAAUCAGGCGGUUCAUGAGGCGCGAGCUCUACCAGAUGAUAAAGUACUCCGAGUACGUCAACAUGGAUGUGGUGGCUUCGCGCAUCGGGCCUCACCAGCACCUGAUCGGCCACAUUAUGAAGUCUUUCCUCUAA